UUCCACUCUAAGUGCUAAUGAUCAAUUUAUACAUCAACCAGUACAAAUUAUUAUGAGUAAUAGACACACAAAUAUGAGUUUUUGAACUGCAAAUGGUCUAAUCAAAUUGUAGAAUAUAGCUUUUGUUAAUCAUUAUCAUAUUGAUUGCAAAUGAGUAAUUAGCAUACUGAUUCAUUCUGCCAAUCGAUUUUUUGAAGCGGAAGGCACAAAAAUCACAACAAUUACAAGCUUUUUGAAUGAAAUCUGGUGAAUAAUAAACAAAGCUAUUCUUUUGACUAAACUUUCGCCAGAAUUCUUUCUAGCCAAGGAAAUAAGGAAUAUGAAGGGUUGAACAGUAUAUGAGCACAGCAAUUUUUAAUCUAAAAUAAAUUAAAUUAAUCAUACCAAUGAUUUUCUUUAUAAAAAGAAAGUAAUAGAAGCGUAUAUUCAGUUAUACUCCAGAAAGGUGUAAAAUAGGGAUUGGGGAGUUGCCAGUAAGGAAGGAUUGCCGCUCGUUCAGCUUAGGACUCUGAUCGAAUUGCUAAACUUUGGAGGGCUCUAUCGUGUUUAGUCUCCUUUGAUCGACUAUACUGCUAAGCUUCCUUACGCGUUCAAAUUUGCUUCGUAGUUCCGCAUUCCAUUAUCUGCUAUAAGGAAUUAGUGAAGGGAGUCAACAUGUCUAUGAAUCAAAUGAAGACAAUAGAUUUGGAUGAAGGACUGGAAUUCAUGCAAAAGGGGAUUUCAAAGCUAAAGAGGAUUUUGGAAGGGCAACCCGAGUCUUUUGUCUCUGAAGAAUAUAUUUUGCUUUACACUACUAUCUAUAACAUGUGCACGCAGAAGCCCCCUCAUGAUUAUUCUCAGCAACUAUAUGAGAAGUACAAGGAAGCUUUUGAUGAGUACAUCAAUUCAGUAGUUUUGCCUUCAUUGAGAGAGAAGCAUGACGAAUUCAUGCUAAAGGAGCUUGUUAAAAGAUGGGCGAACCACAAACUUAUGGUUAGGUGGCUCUCUAGAUUUUUCUACUACCUUGACCGGUACUUUAUUGCUAGGAGGUCACUUCCUCCUCUCCGUGACGUUGGGCUUAUUUGCUUUCGUGAUCUGGUUUAUCAGGAAGUGAGAAAUAAAGCCAGAGAUGCUGUUAUUGCUCUGGCAAGUCUUAUGCCCCGAUUAUUGUUUUCACUAUUUUUACACAUACUGCGUGUGUUUGUAAUAAAAAACAAAUACUUUCAUACCAGAUUGAUCAAGAACGUGAGAGUGAGCAGAUUGAUAGGGCAUUACUCAAGAAUGUGCUGGACAUCUUUGUUGAAAUUGGAAUGGGACAGAUGGAAUACUAUGAGACUGACUUUGAAGAGGCCAUGCUCAAAGACACUGCUGCUUAUUAUUCUCGGAAGGCAUCAAACUGGAUUGUUGAAGAUUCUUGUCCAGAUUACAUGCUGAAGGCUGAAGAGUGUUUGAAGAAGGAGAAAGAACGGGUUUCUCAUUAUCUACAUUCCAGCAGUGAAACCAAGCUCUUGGAGAAAGUGCAAAAUGAGUUGCUAGUAGUAUACACCAAUCAACUGCUUGAAAAGGAGCAUUCUGGUUGCAGAGCACUGCUUAGGGAUGAUAAGUUGGAAGAUCUAUCUAGGAUGUAUAGGCUUUUUUUAAAGAUUACCAAGGGAUUGGAUCUGGUUGCCAAUAUGUUUAAACAGCAUGUUACUGCUGAAGGCAUGGUAUUGGUGCAGCAGGCUGAAGAUGCUGCUAAUAGUAAAGCUGAAAGCACUGCUGGGAGUUCACAGGAACAGAUCUUUGUUCGCAAAGUGAUUGAGCUUCAUGACAAGUAUAUGGCAUAUGUGACAGACUGUUUUUCAAACAAUUCUCUUUUUCAUAAGGCAUUGAAAGAAGCAUUCGAGGUAUUCUGCAACAAAAUUGUUGGUGGGUGCUCUAGUGCUGAACUCUUAGCUUCUUACUGUGAUAAUAUCCUUAAAAAGGGUGGAAGUGAAAAACUCAGUGAUGAAGAUAUUGAGGAAACAUUGGAUAAGGUUGUCAAGCUUUUGGCAUAUAUCAGUGAUAAGGAUCUUUUUGCUGAGUUUUAUAGGAAAAAGCUAUCCCGUCGAUUGCUUUUUGACAAAAGUGCAAAUGAUGACCAUGAAAGACUUAUCUUAACGAAGUUGAAGCAGCAGUGUGGUGGACAGUUCACCUCAAAGAUGGAGGGAAUGGUUACAGAUUUGACAUUAGCAAAGGAAAAUCAGAAUCAUUUCCAAGAUUAUCUCAACAAUAACCCAGCUGCUAGUCCUGGAAUCGAUUUGACUGUUACAGUUCUCACAACUGGAUUCUGGCCUAGCUAUAAAUCGUCAGAUUUGAGUCUCCCAGCAGAAAUGGUGAAGUGUGUGGAAGUUUUCAAGGAAUUUUAUCAGACAAAAACGAAACAUAGGAAGCUUACCUGGAUUUAUUCUUUGGGAACAUGCAAUGUAAAUGGGAAGUUUGAGGCCAAAACUAUUGAAUUGAUAUUGGGAACUUACCAGGCUGCUGCAUUGUUGCUAUUCAAUGCCUCAGAUAGACUGAGUUACCAAGAUAUUAAAAGCCAACUCAAUUUGGCUGAUGAGGACUUGGUCAGGUUGCUACAGUCUCUUUCCUGCGCCAAGUACAAAGUUCUGAUUAAGCAACCUACCAACCGCACUGUUUCUCCCAAUGAUCAUUUUGAGUUCAACUCCAAGUUCACUGAUAGAAUGAGGAGAAUCAGGAUUCCGUUGCCUCCGGUGGAUGAAAGGAAAAAGGUGGUGGAAGAUGUUGACAAGGAUAGGCGUUAUGCUAUUGAUGCUUGCAUAGUGCGAAUCAUGAAGAGCAGAAAAGUUUUGGCCCAUCAGCAGUUGGUUAUGGAGUGCGUUGAGCAGUUGAGCCGUAUGUUCAAGCCUGAUUUCAAGGCGAUCAAGAAGAGAAUAGAAGAUCUAAUUACUCGAGAUUACUUGGAGAGGGACAAAGAGAACCCAAACAUGUUCAAGUACCUGGCCUAAAACGGGUUGCUGCCCGCCCGCCUGCCUGCCCUCGAAUGAUUUAUUACGUACUGGAAGGAAAUCAAUAUCUGCUUUUGCAGUAUAGUUUCUUUGCUUAGACUAGUUUGUUAGUGCACGCAAUCUGGGUUGGUUUUUUGGAUUUGAGCCUUCUCCUACUCAUCUAAGUCAGAGAGCAAAGUUGUGCUGCUGUUAAUAGAUUUUGGAUGAAUGGAUGGAUAUAGUAUACAUGCUUGAUAUAGUAGAUGAUGCUCCUCUUUUUGUUUAUAGCGUUCGCUUCUUUAAGUAAGAGUUGCAAAGCCUUGACCUUGACCGUCUUGAUUCCACGUUGUAUGUAUUUUAUUUUCUCCGGUCUUGCAUGGUCACUUCGUAGUUCGUACUAUGCAUAACAUUAAAGUUAAAGUUAGGCAUGGACCCGGGCCGGUUCGGGCGCAGUUCGGGCCUGGGCCUCGGUUCAGGAAAGGGGAGGCCUGGAACCAGCUCGGGUAACCCCCGGGUCCGGCCCAGGCCGGGCCUCGGUUCAAUUUUUUUUUUUGCCUUUUCCUAAUUAACCCCUAACCACCCCCCACCCCCAAAUCAUCCCAAACCAUCUCAAAUGACCCAAAAUACCCAGCUCAACCCAAACACUAAAAAAAAAAGGAAAAAAAAAGAAAAUAAAAUAAAAAUGGCCCUGACCGAGCCCGAACGGGCCAGGCCGGUUUACGUUUUGAGGGGCCCGAG
Molecule: messenger RNA, 3683 nt
Organism: Cuscuta epithymum
Lineage: Eukaryota; Viridiplantae; Streptophyta; Magnoliopsida; Solanales; Convolvulaceae
Source: the annotation of a GenBank genome assembly